GCACGCCUGUCAUGAUGGCCACGCCCAAUAGGCUGCUGAUUGGUCUGCUGGCACAGCAGCUCCCCCUGUGAUUGGUUGAGGUGGAGGGGUAGUUUGUUAUGGCUGCCUUUCACCUCUUUCUAGCUCCUGAACUUUGUUCCCGCACUGAAGGUAUUGAACAUGGCGGCUACACGACGUCUGUCCCGCACCGUGGCCGUGAUCACCAUCAACCACCCUCCUGUCAAUGCAUUGAGCGCCUCAGUACGUCAUGCAUUAGUGAAGGAAUUUGGAGAAGCCAGUAAAGACCCAUCAGUAAAGGCCAUUGUGCUGUCUGGGGCCAAUGGAAAGUUUAGUGCCGGUGCAGACAUCCGUGAAUUUAGCACCUCGGCUUUAAAAACAGUCUCCCUAGAAGAUAUAAAUGCAACAAUUGAAGCUAGUAAGAAGCCUGUGGUGGCUGCAAUUGAAGGAGUUGCCCUUGGUGGAGGGUUUGAGCUAGCCUUGGCAUGUCACUAUAGAGUGGCAAAUGCACAGUCCCGGGUGGGUCUUCCUGAAGUACUAAUUGGCAUUCUGCCAGCAGCCGGAGGAACGCAACGCCUACCCCGAUUAAUUGGCGUUCCUGCAGCUCUAGAUGUUAUUGUACGAGGGAGACAUGUUCCUGCCACUGAAGCAUUACAACUGGGUAUUCUUGAUGAAGUGGUACAGGGUAAUGUUGUUAAUGCAGCCAUACAGAUGGCCCGGAAGGUUGUAGGAAGUGAUUUGAACAAGCGGAGACUUAGCACUAACCAUGUACCAUCCAAUCCCAGCAUGGAAAGCUUCUUGGACACUGCUGUGGAGAAAGCAAAGAAACAGUAUCGUGGGGCCCAAGCUCCUAUAGCCUGUAUAGAGGCAGUACGAGCGUCUGUCCAGAAACCGUACACUUAUGGUUUAGAGAAAGAGAAACAACUCUUCCUUUCUCUUUGGACUACUGGCCAGCCUCAAGCACAGCAGUAUGCCUUUUUCUCAGAAAGAAGUGUUGGGAAGUGGACCCAUCCCUCCGGUGGUAGAUGGGACACUGUUGCACCGAAACCCGUUCGCACCGCUGCAGUUAUAGGACUAGGAACAAUGGGACGAGGGAUAGCCAUAUCAUUAGCUAGGGCAAAUAUUCCUGUGAUUGCAUUAGAGCAGGAUGCACAGCAACUGGAAAUUGGUAAGAAGGCAGUGAACGGUCUACUGGAACGUGAAGCAGAGAAGUUAUUAAAGCAGGGGUUAGUUCCAAGCAGCACAUUGGCCUCUGUGCGUUUCACGCUUGACUUUGAAGAACUUUGUGAUGUAGAUUUUGUUAUCGAGGCAGUAUAUGAAAACAUGCAGUUGAAAAAGGAAAUAUUUCGUAAACUGUCAAAAGUUUGUAAGCCAGAUGCUUUCCUUUGCACCAACACAUCAGGUCUUGAUGUUGACGAAAUUGCAUCUGUCACAAACGACCCUCAGCUAGUCAUUGGCACCCACUUUUUCUCCCCAGCCAACAUCAUGAGGCUCCUUGAAGUUGUAAGAGGUCGCCAGACUUCGCUCACCACCAUUGCUACAGCAAUGAACCUGGGCAAAACAUUAGGAAAAGUGGCAGUUCUUGUUGGAAACUGUCCAUUAUUUGUUGGAAAUCGACUUUUAGGCCCCUAUCUUGAACAAGCUAGUUAUCUCCUAGAGGAAGGAUUCUAUCCAGAAGAUGUAGACAAAGCUCUUGAAGAUUUUGGCUUUGCAAUGGGCCCUUUUCGCAUGAUGGACCUAGCUGGUUUGGAUGUUGGCUGGAGGUCAAGAACGGAGAAAGGUUUAGCAGGAAAUAAAGUUCCCACAGGAACUCCAGCAAGACAAAGACAGGGUAAUAGAUACAGCCCACUGGCUGACAUGCUAUGUGAAAUGGGAAGAUUUGGACAAAAAACUGGUAAAGGCUGGUACCAGUAUGAGAAACCUGGUGGUAGAUAUGCCCAAACUGAUCCUUGGGUAAAAGAUUUCCUCCAAAAAUAUAGAAACACUCACCAAAUAAAGCCACAACCAACAAAUCCAGAAUCGAUACUUGAACGCUGCCUGUAUGCUCUUAUCAAUGAAGGAUUCCGUGUCCUAGAAGAUGGCAUAGCCUCUGGUCCAGAGGAUAUUGAUGUUAUCUACAACAAUGGUUAUGGCUGGCCUAAGUACAGAGGAGGCCUAAUGUAUUAUGCCUCAUCUGUCGGCUUACCUAAAGUGUUAGAUGUACUGGACAGAUACCAUAAAGAAAAUCCAGAUGUCCCAAGUAUGGAGCCUGCCUUUUUAUUGAAGAAAUUGGCUUCUCUAGGAGGACCGCCAAUAAAAGAGUGGAGAACACAAGUUGGAAAUUUUGUUCACAAGCUUUGAGAUUUUCUCAUAAAAACGGUGCUGGAUGGCACUAUAACAAACCCAGGCAUACAAAGAAUCUUUGGGAAUAUUUGUAAACUAGAUUAUUACCUAAAAAUCUUGGAGAAAUAGGAAUUGUUCUUAUACAUGUAAAAAAAAAAAAAAAAAAAAAAAAAAAAGAUUUAACGUAUCAUUCUCCAAAUCAUAUUGAAAUUCACAAGCAUUCCACAUGAUGGAUCAUGUUGUAUUGAAUUAUGACGCUGGACUUGAUAAACUUUGAUUUACUAAAAAUGUUUCUGAAUGGUUGACAAAAACAGUUUUGAUCUAUAUAUACUUAAAAUGGAAUCAAAUGCAUUUGUCUGUCUGCUUAUACAGUACUUUGAGGGCCACUCGACAGACACUUUAAGGGUUAAGAGUUUUCACGUUUUUAUAUAAAUAAAGCUUAUUCAGUGUACAAUGAAAAGCAGUAUACUUUGAAUCA
Messenger RNA from Hyla sarda, 2797 nucleotides. RefSeq names its product enoyl-CoA hydratase and 3-hydroxyacyl CoA dehydrogenase (gene EHHADH). Gene Ontology annotation, biological process: fatty acid beta-oxidation. Gene Ontology annotation, cellular component: peroxisome. The record is from RefSeq and is a predicted model, not a curated record. Gene Ontology annotation, molecular function: (3S)-3-hydroxyacyl-CoA dehydrogenase (NAD+) activity; NAD+ binding. Bases 160 to 2337 code for a protein of 725 amino acids. Lineage: Eukaryota; Metazoa; Chordata; Amphibia; Anura; Hylidae. The transcript is spliced from 7 exons.